Messenger RNA from Ustilago hordei, 420 nucleotides. RefSeq lists its product as uncharacterized. Bases 1 to 420 code for a protein of 139 amino acids. The transcript has a single exon. The record is from RefSeq and is a predicted model, not a curated record. Lineage: Eukaryota; Fungi; Basidiomycota; Ustilaginomycetes; Ustilaginales; Ustilaginaceae.
AUGGGUUCAUAUGGAAGGAGCACAGGUAUCGAAGACCUAGUCGACACCAGUAGAGAGCAUGGUCGUAGUGCAGUCUCCAUGGAGACCAUGGACUCCUAUGGACUCACAUGCAAAGGAGGGCCAAGCACAGCCACGAGGAGGACCAAGCUCAAGGAGCAGGCACAGCCACGAAGAGGACCAAGCUCAAGGAGCAUGCAGAUGGUUACCACUCAGGGGCUCGAGAGACAAGAGCCAAAGGAACUGUCACUGAUCAAAGGAGGAGGAGCAGUGUCGAAGGAGUCGACACCAGGUCAUGAGGAGGAGGAGCAGUGUCGACAAGAGGCACAGGGAUGCCAAGCAGGAGAGGCCCCUGAGCAGUACUCGAUGAAGAAGGUACUCUCUGGAGAGAGAGCAGGAGCAGCAUCGCUGGCAAUGCUGUGA